Molecule: messenger RNA, 2319 nt
Organism: Lepus europaeus (European hare)
Lineage: Eukaryota; Metazoa; Chordata; Mammalia; Lagomorpha; Leporidae
Gene: DCLK3
Product: doublecortin like kinase 3
Exons: 4
Coding region: 430-2319 (629 amino acids)
Biological process (GO): protein phosphorylation
Molecular function (GO): ATP binding; protein kinase activity
Source: RefSeq, a predicted model, not a curated record
GCAGGACGUCGAGGCCUCUGUGAGCACUCCCUAAAAUAUUUAAGCUCAAAAAUCACGGAGCGGAAGCUGCAGGGUGGCUGGCUGCCCGCGGGCCGGGGCCGGCUGGAGAAGCCCUUGGUGGGGCCGCGGGGCUCCGUCGUGCCCGUGUUCAGCCCCCAGAACGGCCCCCACCCGGCGCCUGCUGAGAACGGCCCGCUGAAGCCCCGGGUGGUGACCGUGGUGAAGCUGGGCGGGCAGCCUCUGCGCAAGGUGACCCUGCUUCUCAGCAGGCGGUCCGUGCAGACCUUCGAGCAGCUCCUCACGGACAUCUCGGAAGCCUUGGGCUUCCCACGCUGGAAGCACGAUCGCGUGCGGAAGCUGUUUACCCUCAAGGGCAGGGAGAUCAGGAGCGUCUCUGAUUUCUUCCGAGAGGGCGAUGCCUUCAUAGCCAUGGGCAAAGAGCCGUUGACGUUGAAAAGCAUCCAGGUGGCUAUGGAAGAACUGUACCCCAACAAAGCCCGGGCCCUGACCUUGACCCAGCACAGCCGGGUCCCUUCGCCAAGGCUGAGACACAGGCUUUACAGCAAGGCUCUGAAAGUCGGGGAGCCGGAGAGCACCAAGAGCAGUGGCGAGGCUCCCCGGAGCAAGGCGGCCGCCGGGCACCAGGGGAAGAGCCCCGUGGAGCCUGGGGCUCCCGAGGACAGGCCCAGGGCCUGGAAGAAAUGGGUGAGGGGGAGACGGGAGCCUGAAGCAGGUAGCAAGCCGCCCAAGGAAGUGGAGGAGAGGCGCGCGAGCACAGAGAAGCCUCCGGGGGCCGAGGGCGAGAAGACCCCCGGUGAAAUGAUCAGGUGCGAGAAGUGCAAGAGAGAGAGGGAGCUGCAGCAGAGCCUGCACAGGGAGCGGCUGUCGGUGGGCACCAGCGAGCUGGACCUGGGGCAGUGCCACAGGUAUGGCACGGAGAAGCUGGUGAGGACACGCAGCUGCAGGCGCUCACCUGAGGCCAUCCCCGCCCGUGGGGAGGGCGCGCGCAAGGGCAACAGCCACAGGAGCAGCCCCAAGGACGGCCCUCAGGAGCCGAGGAGACCGGGCAAGAGCCCAGACCAGAAGGAGGACAGGGACGCAGGGGGCCAGGACAGCCAUGCUCCCACAGCAGCCAGGGCGCAGAAGGACACUGUGGAAGUUCCAGUGGCCACAGAGGAGGGGCUGCGACAGGUGAAGAGGGAAUCCAGGCUCCUUUGCAGCGCCAAGCCUGGCGGCUGGCCCUGGGCAGAGCACCAGGCCGGCUCCGAGCAGGAGAAAAAGGCAGGUGUGUCGGCCAGGAGGAAGACGGUGCUCAGGGAUGAGCUGCCCGCCCGGGCGGAGAAGGAGCCCAGGACGAGGCCGGAGGAAAAGAAGCCGGAGCGGCCCGGCGGCCGGAAGCCACGGCCCGCGGGCAUCAUCAUGGCCAGCGUGGAGAAGCACUAUGAGGCCGGCCGCGUGGUUGGGGACGGCAAUUUUGCCGUGGUGAAGGAGUGCAGGCACCGCGAGAGCAGGCUGGCCUAUGCCAUGAAGAUCAUCGACAAGUCCCGACUGCAGGGUAAGGAGGACAUGGUGGACAGUGAGAUCGCCAUCAUGCAGAGCCUGUGUCACCCCAACAUAGUGAAGCUGCACGAGGUGUACGAGACCGAGACGGAGAUGUUCCUGAUCAUGGAGUACGUGCGCGGAGGGGACCUCUUCGACGCCAUCGUGGAGAGCGUGAAGUUCCCGGAGCCUGACGCUGCCCUCCUGAUCCUGGACCUGUGCAAGGCUCUCGUCCACAUGCAUGACAAGAAUGUCGUCCACCGGGACCUGAAGCCAGAGAACCUUCUGGUCCAGCGAAAUGAGGACAAAUCCACCACCUUGAAACUGGCUGAUUUUGGCCUUGCAAAGCACGUGGUGAGACCGCUGUUUACUGUGUGUGGGACUCCAACUUACGUGGCUCCUGAGAUUCUUUCUGAGAAGGGUUACGGCCUGGAGGUGGACAUGUGGGCCGCCGGCGUGAUCCUGUACAUUUUGCUGUGUGGCUUCCCCCCGUUCCGCAGCCCGGAGAGGGACCAGGACGAGCUCUUUAACAUCAUCCAGCUGGGCCACUUCGAGUUCCUCGCCCCUUACUGGGACAGCAUCUCUGAUGCUGCCAAAGAUCUGGUGAGCCGGUUGCUGGUGGUAGACCCCAAAAAGCGCUACACGGCCCACCAGGUUCUUCAGCACCCCUGGAUUGAAACAGCUGGGAAGGCCACGGCAAACCUACAGAAGGAGGCAUCCCCCAGCGGUGAGGGUCACUUCCGGAGCCAGCACAAGAGGACUGCAGAGCAGGCAUCGUAG